Molecule: messenger RNA, 309 nt
Organism: Ostreobium quekettii
Lineage: Eukaryota; Viridiplantae; Chlorophyta; Ulvophyceae; Bryopsidales; Ostreobiaceae
Source: the annotation of a GenBank genome assembly
AUGGGGGUCUGGCGACAUGAAGAUGUGGGCUGUAAGGCUGUGCGCAGAGAGACGGGAAAUCUGGGCUUUGAGCUCUUCAACAUCUUCACUGGUAGUCCUUUGGACAUCGUAGCAGGUACGCUUUGCACAGGGCACUUGCUGAGCCAGACCGGGCACCAGGGAGCAGUGGCUGCACCUCAAUUGUCCGACAAUGGGACAAUGCAUCUCAUGUUGCCUUCACGUUUGGCUGAGGCACUUCUCGCGACUUGGUGUUUUCUCCUCCGUGCCAGAGCGAAUGAAUUUUCAGGAGCCCUUCACACAACACGAUAA